AUGCUGAAAUUGAGACAUUCUCGGUUGCAGGCUAAGAAGCUGUCGACAGUAACGCUUGUAUUAUCCAUGCUGUUUAUGUUAACGGUAGUUUUAUUGAUGCUUUUAGGACUAGGGAUUUUCUCUCUUCCGAUAAACAGCGAUGAUUCUCCGCCCACUGAUCUUACUUCUUAUAGACGCAUGGCUUCUGAAAGAGGAAAAGGCCUGGGGAAAAGAGGGCAGCAGUGGACUGAAAUCCUUUCUUGGGAACCUAGAGCUUUCAUUUAUCAUAACUUCUUGUCCAAGGAAGAAUGUGAUUACCUAAUAAAUCUCGCUAAACCUCACAUGGCAAAGUCCACUGUUGUUGAUAGCAAAACAGGGAAAAGUAAAGAUAGCAGGGUGCGUACAAGUUCGGACUCCUCGGUUGGCAGGACAAAAUCUGGUGUCUUCACCUUCAUUCCUGUAGAGCAUGGAGAAGGCCUUCAGGUUCUUUACUAUGAAGCUGGACAGAAAUAUGAUGCACACUUCGAUUACUUCCUUGAUGAGUUCAACACUAAAAAUGGAGGCCAGCGAAUGGCUACUGUGCUUAUGUAUUUGUCAGAUGUUGAAGAAGGAGGUGAGACAAUAUUUCCAGCUGCCAAGGGAAAUGUUAGUGCUGUGCCUUGGUGGAAUGAAUUGUCUGAUUGUGGUAAACAGGGUCUAGCUGUGAAGCCAAAGAUGGUAGAUGCAUUGCUGUUCUGGAGCAUGAGGCCUGAUGCCACACUAGAUCCUUCAAGUUUGCAUGGUGGGUGCCCUGUUAUUUCCGGGAACAAAUGGUCCUCAAAAAAGUGGAUUCAUGUUGAAGAAUACAAGGUUUAAGCUGCUGUAUAGAGGAUGACAAGGUACAUCAGUACAUGUUAUAUAACCUUGCAGUGCCGAGGAAGUGUAAUUGAAGCAAGCCCUUCAGACUCGGGUCCAUUAUUCUCUUUUUGACGGGGCAUUGUAUCUCUUGACCUAAUUCUUGGGUUGGGAAGUAAUUGUUCUCAUGUUUUCCGGUGGAAGCUAUUGGGUUGAGAGA
This is a messenger RNA of Hibiscus syriacus, 1033 nucleotides long. RefSeq names its product probable prolyl 4-hydroxylase 3. The record is from RefSeq and is a predicted model, not a curated record. Gene Ontology annotation, cellular component: endoplasmic reticulum. Lineage: Eukaryota; Viridiplantae; Streptophyta; Magnoliopsida; Malvales; Malvaceae. Bases 1 to 834 code for a protein of 277 amino acids. Gene Ontology annotation, molecular function: procollagen-proline 4-dioxygenase activity; L-ascorbic acid binding; iron ion binding. The transcript is spliced from 9 exons. Gene Ontology annotation, biological process: peptidyl-proline hydroxylation to 4-hydroxy-L-proline.